This is a messenger RNA of Phyllopteryx taeniolatus (common seadragon), 9836 nucleotides long. Its product is annotated as mucin-2-like. Bases 2754 to 9542 code for a protein of 2262 amino acids. The record is from RefSeq and is a predicted model, not a curated record. The transcript has 13 exons. NCBI's taxonomy places the organism in Eukaryota, Metazoa, Chordata, Actinopteri, Syngnathiformes, Syngnathidae.
UUUAUUGUGGUGAAUUUGCAAUGAGGCAAAUGUAGGCAGAUAAAAAUAGUUUGGGCUGUAAGUCAAACUAUAAAUUGAAAAAGAAAAAAGAAAACAACAUUGUGGUGGUGGGGACUAAGGAUAAUUUUGAGAAUGAUUAUGCUCAUGUAGAAAAUUUUGUUGUAAUAAUUCCUUGGUCUUCAUAAAUUAAUUUAUUUAUUACCCGUGACUUAAAGUUUUGGACUUCAAAUUACAUUCACUGUGAUCAGUUGGUAAGCACACAUGUAAAUGAAAAACUUGAAGCAAAAUUUUCUCAAGAAAUCUAAGGUUUUGUAAAAUGAUAAUUAAAAAAAAGUCAUGAAACCUAAAGAUUUUCCUAAUGUACUUUUGCAUUAAAAUGGAAAACGGGAAAAAUAUACUGCUAUUUAUAAAUCCACUGCCGCGUAUCCGAGGUCAGGCUGCGGGGGCAGCAGCUGAAGCAGGGAAGCCCAGACUUCCCUCACCCCAGCCACUUGUUCCAGUUCUUCCGGGGGGAUCCCGAGGCUUUCCCAGGCCAGCCAGGAGACAUAGUCUCUACAGUGUGUCCUGGGCCAUCCUGGGGUCAGUGGGAUGUGCCCGGAACACAUCCCCAGGGUGGCAUCCAGGGGGCAUUCUAACCAGAUGCCUGGGGCACCUCAUCUGGCUCCUCUCUAUGCGGAGGAGCAGCGGCUCUACUCUGAGUCCCUCCCAGAUGACCAAGCUUCUCACCCUAUCGCUAAGGGUAAGCCCGGACACCAUGCGGACGAAACUAAUUUCGGCCACUUGUAUCUGUAAUCUUGUUCUUUCAGUCACGACCCACAGCACGUGACCAUGGGUAAGAGUAGGAACGUAGAUCGACCGGUAAAUUGAGAGCUUUAUCUUUUGGCUCAGCUCCUUCUUGACUACGACAGAGCUAUACAGAUUCCGCAUCACUGCAGACGCUGCACCGAUCCGCCUGUCGAUCUCCCGGUCCAUUCUACCCUCACUCAUGAACAAGACCCCGAGAUACUUGAAUUUCUCCACUUGGGGCAAGAUCUCUUCCUCGAACCAGAGAGGGUACCUUUUUCGACUGAGGACCAUGGUCUUAGAUUUGGAGGUACUGAUUUUCAUCCCAGCCGCUUCACACUCGGCUGUGAACCGCUCCAUUGAGAACUGAAGAUCGUGGCUUGAUACGGCCAUCAGAACCACAUCAUCUGCAAAAAUCAGAGAUGUAAUACUGAUGUCGCCAAACCUCAAUGCCUCGGGUACGCCUAGAAAUUCUGUCCAAACUCUGACACUGGUCAACCACGGACCGAACAGCCCAUAUAUCAGCGGGUCCGGUACCCCAUACACCCGGACCACCCGCCACAGGACUCCCCAAGGGACACAGUUGAAGGCCUUCUUCAAGUCCACAAAACACAUGCAGACUGGUUGGCAAACUCCCAUACACCCUGUAGGGCCCUGCUGAGGGUGUAGAGCUGGUCCACUGUUCCACAGCUAGAGAGAAAACUAGACCUAUACCUAAACUAUACCUCCUGAAUCUGAGAUUCGACUUCCUGACUGACCAUUCUCUCCAGAACCCCUGAAUAGUUAAGCAGGGAGCCUGAGGAGUGUGAUUCCCCUGGAGUUGGAACACACCCUCCGGUCUCCAUUCUUAAAAGGGGGGCCCACCACCUUGGUCUGCAAAUCCAGAGGCACCAUUCCCGAUGUCCAUGCAAUGUUGCAGAGGCGUGUCAAUCAGGAUAGCCCUACAACAUCCAGAGCCUUUAGGAACUCCGGGCGGAUCUCAUCCACUCCUGGGCUUUUAAACCACCUUGGUGACUUCAACCCGCCUUCAGACCUUCAACCAACCUUCAGAUUCCCCAGACUCUGCUUCCUCCUGGGAAGGAGUGUUGGUAGAAUUGAGGAGGUCUUCCAAGUUAAUGUCAGCAGGGCCCAUCACCACUAUACACAGUGUUGAUGGUUCACUGCUUCCCCCUACUGAGACAUUGGCUGGUGGACUAGAAUGUCCGCGAAGCUGCCUGGAAAUUGUUUUCUAUGGCCUCACCAAACUCCUCCAAUGCCCAAGUUUUUACCUCAGCGACCACUAGAGCUGCGUUCAACUUGGCUAGCCAGAACCUAUCGGUUACUGCUCAGCAUCUCUCACCGUGGACAACUCCAGAGUGGAAGAGAGUCCAACCCCUCUCGAAAAGAAUGGUACUGGAGCCCAAGCUGUGUGUUGAGGUCAGCCAGACUAUAGCCAGUCGGAAUUUCUCAAACUCGCACACCAGCUCGGGCGCCUUCUCUGCCAGAGAGAUGACAUUCCACGUCCCGAGAGCCAGUUUCUGUGGAAUGCCAAGGUCCCUGCCUUCGGCUGCCACCCAGCUCUCCGCACCCAACCCCUUGGCCCCUCCCACAGGUGGUGAGCCCAUGGGAAGUGUAUUAUUAUUUAUUAUUAUAUUAAAUAUGGUAUGAUUUUAGUGGUCUAGCCCCGUUGACAACAAAUUAGGCUGUAUGUGUCCCCUGAAUGACACUGUGUUUAACACCCCUGAGCUACACCAUACGGGGCCCAAAGGGAUUUACAAAGCCUCACAUUCACCCAUUCACACAUGCAUUCAUACAACCCCAAUUCCAAUGAAGUUGGGACAUUGUGUUAAACAUGAAUAAAAACAGAAUACAAUGAUUUACAAACCAUGUUCAACCUAUAUUUAAUUGAAUACACUACAAAGACACGAUAUUUAUUGUUCAAACUGAUAAACUUUAUUGUUUUUAGCAAAUAAUCAUGAACUUAGAAAUUUAUGGCUGCAACACGUUCCAAAAAAGCUUUAGAUUUAAUCCAAAAUAAAAUGAGCAGAUUUCAUUACACAAUCUUGUUUUUUGACCGCCAAACCAUUCAACUACCAGCCAACAUGACCUCGUCUCCGGUCAGCGUGACAGCGACCACAGCCAAACCGACCUCCCCUCCGGUCAACAUGACAGCGACCACGGCCAACGCCACCAUGCUACCAGGCAACACGACUUCGCCUCCGGUCAACGUGACAGCGACCACGUCCAACUCCACAGCGCUACCAGGCAACACGACCUCGCCUCCGGUCAACGUGACAGCGACCACGUCCAACUCCACAGCGCUACCAGCCAACACGACCUCGCCACCGGUCAGCGUGACAGCGGCCACGGCCAACGCCACCGGGCUCCUCGGCAACACAACCUCGCUUCCGGUCAACAUGACAGCGACCACGGCCAACGCCACCGGGCUACCAGCCAACACGACCUCGCCUCCUGUCAGCAUGACAGCGACCACGGCCAAUGCCACCAUGCUACCAGGCAACACAACCUCGCUUCCGGUCAACAUGACAGCGACCACGGCCAACGCCACCGGGCUACCAGCCAACACGACCUUGCCUCCUGUCAGCAUGACAGCGACCACGGCCAACGCCACCAUGCUACCAGGUAACACAACCUCGCCUCCGGUCAACGUGACAAUGACCACGGCCAAUGCCACCAUGCUACCAGGCAACACGACCUCGCCUCCGGUCAACGUGACAGCGACCACGUCCAACUCCACAGCGCUACCAGCCAACACGACCUCGCCUCCGGUCAGCGUGACAGCGGCCACGGCCAACGCCACCGGGCUCCCAGGCAACACAACCUCGCUUCCGGUCAACAUGACAGCGACCACGGCCAACGCCACCGGGCUACCAGCCAACACGACCUCGCCUCCUGUCAGCAUGACAGCGACCACGGCCAACGCCACCAUGCUACCAGGUAACACGACCUCGCCUCCGGUCAACGUGACAAUGACCACGGCCAAUGCCACCAUGCUACCAGGCAACACGACCUCGCCUCCGGUCAACGUGACAGCGACCACGUCCAACUCCACAGCGCUACCAGCCAACACGACCUCGCCUCCGGUCAGCGUGACAGCGGCCACGGCCAACGCCACCGGGCUCCCAGUCAACACGACCUCGCCUCCGGUAUGCAUGACAGCGACCACGGCCAACGCGACCUCACCUCCAGUCAACAUGACAGUGACCACAGCCAACGCCACCGGGCUCCCAGUCAACACGACCUUGCCUCCGGUCAGCGUGACAGCGACCACGGCCAAUGCCACCAUGCUACCAGGCAACACAACCUCGCUUCCGGUCAACAUUACAGCGACCACGGCCAACGCCACCGGGCUACCAGCCAACACGACCUCGCCUCCUGUCAGCAUGACAGCGACCACGGCCAACGCCACCGGGCUCCCAGUCAACACGACCUCGCCUCCGGUCAGCAUGACAGCGACCACGGCCAACGCGACCUCACCUCCAGUCAACAUGACAGUGACCACAGCCAACGGCACCGGGCUCCCAGUCAACACGACCUUGCCUCCGGUCAGCGUGACAGCGACCACGGCCAAUGCCACCAUGCUACCAGGCAACACAACCUCGCUUCCGGUCAACAUUACAGCGACCACGGCCAACGCCACCGGGCUACCAGCCAACACGACCUCGCCUCCUGUCAGCAUGACAGCGACCACGGCCAACGCCACCGGGCUCCCAGUCAACACGACCUCGCCUCCUGUCAGCAUGACAGCGACCACGGCCAACGCGACCUCACCUCCAGUCAACAUGACAGUGACCACAGCCAACGCCACCGGGCUCCCAGUCAACACGACCUUGCCUCCGGUCAGCGUGACAGCGACCACGGCCAAUGCCACCAUGCUACCAGGCAACACAACCUCGCUUCCGGUCAACAUUACAGCGACCACGGCCAACGCCACCGGGCUACCAGCCAACACGACCUCGCCUCCUGUCAGCAUGACAGCGACCACGGCCAACGCCACCAUGCUACCAGGUAACACGACCUCGCCUCCGGUCAACGUGACAAUGACCACGGCCAAUGCCACCAUGCUACCAGGCAACACGACCUCCCCUCCGGUCAGCGUGACAAUACCCCCGGCAAACAUGACCGCGGUACCAGCAAACGCCACCCUGCCUCCAGUCAACCUCCCACUUCCAACAACACAAGAUACUCCAGUUACAACACUUGCACCGGAGGGAUCAAGGGUGAACCUGGGAUUUAGUUUGGACCAGGAUUUCAAGCCUCAACUUUUAAAUUCAUCUUCUCCUGUGUUUCAAGAGUUAGCCAACCAAAUAGAAACUCAGUUGAAUGCCAUUUAUAUGGCAAGUUUUGGAACGAGAUUCCUACGAUCGCAAGUCCUUUUCUUUCGUUCUGGUUCAGUUGUGGUUGAAACUCAGCUGCUAUUCAACGAGUCUGCCACAGUGCCAAGCACGACUUCUGUGGAAAGCACCCUGGAGGAGGCAGCAAGCAGCAGCAGCCCCAACUUUACGCUCCGUUUGAAUGUGUCAACCAUUGUUGCAUCCAGCAACGCGACCUCGCCUCCAGUCAACGUGACAGCGACCACGGCCAACGCCACCGCGCUCCCAGCCAACACGACCUCGCCUCCGGUCAACGUGACAGCGACCACGGCCAAUGCCACCAUGCUACCAGGCAACACAACCUCGCUUCCGGUCAACAUUACAGCGACCACGGCCAACGCCACCGGGCUACCAGCCAACACGACCUCGCCUCCUGUCAGCAUGACAGCGACCACGGCCAACGCCACCGGGCUCCCAGUCAACACGACCUCGCCUCCGGUCAGCAUGACAGCGACCACGGCCAACGCGACCUCACCUCCAGUCAACAUGACAGUGACCACAGCCAACGCCACCGGGCUCCCAGUCAACACGACCUUGCCUCCGGUCAGCGUGACAGCGACCACGGCCAAUGCCACCAUGCUACCAGGCAACACAACCUCGCUUCCGGUCAACAAUACAGCGACCACGGCCAACGUCACCGGGCUACCAGCCAACACGACCUCGCCUCCUGUCAGCAUGACAGCGACCACGGCCAACGCCACCAUGCUACCAGGUAACACGACCUCGCCUCCGGUCAACGUGACAAUGACCACGGCCAAUGCCACCAUGCUACCAGGCAACACGACCUCGCCUCCGGUCAACGUGACAGCGACCACGUCCAACUCCACAGCGCUACCAGCCAACACGACCUCGCCACCGGUCAGCGUGACAGCGGCCACGGCCAACGCCACCGGGCUCCCAGUCAACACGACCUCGCCUCCGGUCAGCAUGACAGCAACCACGGGCAACGUGACCUCACCUCCAGUCAACAUGACAGUGACCACAGCCAACGCCACCGGGCUCCCAGGCAACACAACCUCGCUUCCGGUCAACAUGACAGCGACUACGGCCAACGCCACCGGGCUACCAGCCAACACGACCUCGCCUCCUGUCAGCAUGACAGCGACCACGGCCAACGCCACCAUCCUACCAGGUAACACGACCUCGCCUCCGGUCAACGUGACAAUGACCACGGCCAAUGCCACCAUGCUACCAGGCAACACGACCUCGCCUCCGGUCAACGUGACAGCGACCACGUCCAACUCCACAGCGCUACCAGCCAACACGACCUCGCCUCCGGUCAGCGUGACAGCGGCCACGGCCAACGCCACCAUGCUACCAGGCAACACGACCUCGCCUCCGGUCAACAAUACAGCGACCACGGCCAACGUCACCGGGCUCCCAGUCAACACGACUUCGCCUCCGGUCAGCGUGACAGCGGCCACGGCCAACGCCACCGGGCUCCCAGUCAACACGACCUCGCCUCCGGUCAGCAUGACAGCGACCACGGCCAACGCGACCUCACCUCCAGUCAACAUGACAGUGACCACAGCCAACGCCACCGGGCUCCCAGUCAACACGACCUUGCCUCCGGUCAGCGUGACAGCGACCACGGCCAAUGCCACCAUGCUACCAGCCAACACGACCUCGCCUCCUAUCAGCAUGACAGCGACCACGGCCAACGCCACCAUGCUACCAGGUAACACGACCUCGCCUCCGAUCAACGUGACAAUGACCACGGCCAAUGCCACCAUGCUACCAGGCAACACGACCUCGCCUCCGGUCAACGUGACAGCGACCACGUCCAACUCCACAGCGCUACCAGCCAACACGACCUUGCCACCGGUCAGCGUGACAGCGGCCACGGCCAACGCCACCGGGCUCCCGGUCAACACGACCUCGCCUCCAGUCAGCAUGACAGCGACCACAGCCAACGCGACCUCACCUCCAGUCAACAUGACAGUGACCACAGCCAACGCCACCGGGCUCCCAGGCAACACAACCUCGCUUCCGGUCAACAUGACAGCGACUACGGCCAACGCCACCGGGCUACCAGCCAACACGACCUCGCCUCCUGUCAGCAUGACAGCGACCACGGCCAACGCCACCAUCCUACCAGGUAACACGACCUCGCCUCCGGUCAACGUGACAGCGACCACGGCCAACGCCACCAUGCUACCAGGCAACACGACCUCGCCUCCGGUCAACGUGACAGCGACCACGUCCAACUCCACAGCGCUACCAGCCAACACGACUUCGCCUCCGGUCAGCGUGACAGCGGCCACGGCCAACGCCACCGGGCUCCCAGUCAACACGACCUCGCCUCCGGUCAGCAUGACAGCGACCACGGCCAACGCGACCUCACCUCCAGUCAACAUGACAGUGACCACAGCCAACGCCACCGGGCUCCCAGUCAACACGACCUUGCCUCCGGUCAGCGUGACAGCGACCACGGCCAAUGCCACCAUGCUACCAGCCAACACGACCUCGCCUCCUAUCAGCAUGACAGCGACCACGGCCAACGCCACCAUGCUACCAGGUAACACGACCUCGCCUCCGAUCAACGUGACAAUGACCACGGCCAAUGCCACCAUGCUACCAGGCAACACGACCUCGCCUCCGGUCAACGUGACAGCGACCACGUCCAACUCCACAGCGCUACCAGCCAACACGACCUUGCCACCGGUCAGCGUGACAGCGGCCACGGCCAACGCCACCGGGCUCCCGGUCAACACGACCUCGCCUCCAGUCAGCAUGACAGUGACCACAGCCAACGCGACCUCACCUCCAGUCAACAUGACAGUGACCACAGCCAACGCCACCGGGCUCCCAGGCAACACAACCUCGCUUCCGGUCAACAUGACAGCGACCACGGCCAACGCCACCGGGCUACCAGCCAACACGACCUCGCCUCCUGUCAGCAUGACAGCGACCACGGCCAAUGCCACCAUGCUACCAGGUAACACGACCUCGCCUCCGGUCAAUGUGACAAUGACCACGGCCAAUGCCACCAUGCUACCAGGCAACACGACCUCGCCUCCGGUCAACGUGACAGCAACCACGGCCAAUGCCAACAUGGUACCAGGUAACACAACCUCGCCUCCGGUCAACGUGACAACGACCACAGCCAACGCGACCUCACCUCCGGUCAACAUUACAGCGACCACGGCCAACGCCACCGCUCUACCAGGCAACACGACCCCACCUACGGUCAACAUGACAGCGACCACGGCCAACGCCACCGCGCUACCAGGCAACACGACCUCCCCUCCGGUCAACGUGACAGCGACCACAGCCAACGUGACCUCACCUCCCAUCAGCGGGACAGUGACCAAGACCAAUGCGACCUCGCCUCCGGUCAGCGUGACAAUACCCCCGGCAAACAUGACCACGGUACCAGCAAACGCCACCCUGCCUCCAGUCAACCUCCCACUUCCAACAACACAAGAUACUCCAGUUACAACACUUGCACCGGAGGGAUCAAGGGUGAACCUGGGAUUUAGUUUGGACCAGGAUUUCAAGCCUCAACUUUUAAAUUCAUCUUCUCCUGUGUUUCAAGAGUUAGCCAACCAAAUAGAAACUCAGUUGAAUGCCAUUUAUAUGGCAAGUUUUGGAACGAGAUUCCUACGAUCGCAAGUCCUUUUCUUUCGUUCUGGUUCAGUUGUGGUUGAAACUCAGCUGCUAUUCAACGAGUCUGCCACAGUGCCAAGCACGACUUCUGUGGAAAGCACCCUGGAGGAGGCAGCAAGCAGCAGCCCCAACUUUACGCUCCGUUUGAAUGUGUCAACCAUUGUUGCAUCCAGCAACGCGACCUCGCCUCCAGUCAACGUGACAGCGACCACGGCCAACGCCACCGCGCUCCCAGUCAACACGACCUCGCCUCCGGUCAGCAUGACAGCGACCACGGCCAACGCGACCACGGCCAACGCCACCGCGCUACCAGCCGUAUCAAACGUUUCCGGGACUACAAGUUCUUCCUCUGUUGCAUCUACAAACCCUCCAUCACCCAGUGAGGGAACCCUCGUUAUUGUGUUUAGCCUUAACCAAACAUUUACAUCAGAUCUCAGCAACGUGCAGUCAACAGCGUUUCAAUCUUUGGCUACAACAGUAAUCUCAGAGGUUAACAUAGCCAGUAGUAGGCUUUUUGGUUCAUCUUUCAAUAGAUCUCUUAUUAACUUUUUCAGGAAUGGAUCAGUCAUUACCAACAUGACUCUCGUGUUCCAAAAUCAAGCCGCGGUUCCUUCCGCGAGCAGUGCAAUAGCUGGACUAGGCAAUGAACUUGCCAACUCCGACCUAAACUUUGUACCAGGAAGUCUUUCUGCAGAUGCUUCUCGGCCAGUGGUGCUCUCACUGGCAGUCAUGUCCAUGGCAUUGGUGACUUCGGUGCUGAUGCUCAAAGACCUAUAGUUGAUGUCCAUGACCAUGACCAUGACAUAGACUUUACCAAGCCGGCAAAUUUAGACUGGUUGACUGAUCUUUAUCUCAAACACGACAAAAUAAACAAAACGUAAUUUCAUAGACUAUUUCAACUGCAAUAUUUUCAAUUUCCACCCUGUCUACUAUGCUUAUUUUACCAUUUCAAAAUAUCAUAAACUUUGUUUUGUUCAAGUUUAAUGAUAUUUUAUGUCAAACCUGUUUUAAUUUAUGCAUUCAUAAUAAAUUACCAAGUUCACAGUGAAUACUGUCAAAGAUGGCAAAAGA